Ceratina calcarata is the source of this 3688-nucleotide messenger RNA. RefSeq names its product alpha-tocopherol transfer protein-like. Gene Ontology annotation, cellular component: membrane. The record is from RefSeq and is a predicted model, not a curated record. Bases 242 to 1159 code for a protein of 305 amino acids. The transcript is spliced from 5 exons. NCBI's taxonomy places the organism in Eukaryota, Metazoa, Arthropoda, Insecta, Hymenoptera, Apidae. Gene Ontology annotation, molecular function: phosphatidylinositol bisphosphate binding.
GUUCACCCCGUAUUAUCGACGGUCCGCGUAUUUGGUGGAACUCGCGAGGAGAAAACCGAGAGUGGGGCAUCCCUCAAUGUGUAUAAAGGAGAACCGGUCCAAGAGGUAAUCGUUCCCACUCCUCGAAUCGUUCUCCAUCUCUUCGGUUCGCCGCUCGAGUUUCGCGCAUUUCUCUUUCGCCGCGGUCACUCGUCGUCCGUUCUCCCAAAUUUCCCGACGUGCCGGCACACAAUCUGUCAAGAUGUUGAUCCAGCCGACAGAGGAGAUGUCCAAGAUGAUCCGGGUGGAGCUGAACGAGAACGUGGCUACGCGCGACAAGGACUUGGAGAUCAUCAAAGAAUGGCUUUCGAAACAGCCGCAUUUACCUCGUUACGAUGACGAUCGCCGGCUAAUGACGUUCCUUCGAGGUUGCAAGUUCUCCUUGGAGAAAUGCAAGAGGAAGCUCGACAUGUACUUCACGAUGCGAGCCGCGGUUCCGGAAUUCUUCACCAACCGCGACGUCACCAGGCCGGAAGUACGAGACGUUUUGAAACAAGUUCAAAUUCCUCCACUGCCGGGCCUGACCACGAACGGGCGACGGGUGAUAGUGAUGAGAGGCGUCGACAAAGACAUGCCGACCCCGAACGUGCCCGAGUUGAUGAAACUCAUUCUGAUGAUCGGUGAUAUACGUUUGAAGGAGGAGCUGAUCGGGGUCGCGGGAGACGUGUACAUCCUCGACGCGAGCGUCGCGACGCCGUCGCACUUCGCCAAAUUCACCCCGGCCCUCGUCAAGAAGUUCCUGGUCUGCGUACAGGAAGCGUACCCGGUGAAGCUGAAGGAGGUGCACGUGGUGAACGUCAGCCCGUUGGUCGACACCAUCGUGAAUUUCGUCAAACCGUUCGUGAAGGAGAAGAUCCGCAACAGAAUUUUUAUGCACAGCGACUUGAAGACGUUGCACGAAUACGUGCCCAAGGAGAUGCUGCCCACGGAAUACGGCGGCGACGCUGGACCCAUCCAGGCCAUUCACGAGUCGUGGAUAAAGAAAUUAGAAGAGUAUGGCCCAUGGUUCAAGGAACAAGAGUCCCUGAAAACGAACGAGCUACUCCGGCCAGGGAAGCCGAAGACGCAUGACGAUCUGUUCGGUCUAGACGGAUCGUUCCGACAACUGGUGAUCGAUUAAAAUAGUAAGAGCGUAUCAGUCGACGAUACUUACUUAAAUUAGAAUAAUAUCGAUCAGUCUUCGUCUCGGUGUUAACGCGAAGUACCUGCUGUUCUGGUGUACUGUUUAGAAGGUAAUCGUAAAGCGUUCGAAAUUAUGUAAGACCCUUCGAUUUCCGUUUCUCCGUUCCGUCCUUCCAUUUAUUAGUCUUAGACGAAUUGUAAAAAUUCGUACGUCCCACGUUCUCGGGAAAUGGGCUCGGUUCACGUGCAUUACUCGAUGUCUAUACUUGUAUAAAAAUUAAGAUAGAUCGAAUAUACGUACGUCUCGCGAUUCCAGGGUAAUUUUACAACGAACGACAUUAUAUGUAUUUGUAAAUAAAGACCGGUUAUCCGAUUAUCCAUACUUCUCAUGUAUUCUGCGAUCAAUGUAUAUUCUCUGUGUAUGUACUUUUACAAGACGUGUGUUCACUGAACGUCGUGCUAUCAGACGUUAAUAAAAUUUGCUCCUACCUACAGACACUACACCUACAUCUGUCAGUAGCACGAACGCUUUGCUAUUAGCGAUUCGCUCACGAUAUUCUUUACGUGUAAGUACUUUAAUUUUAAGUACUCUACUUUGAAAUUCAGUCGCGAUUCGUUAAAACUGCUUCGCUAGGAACCGAGAUUUUACUUUUACCUUUUUACUUUCUAUUUCGGAAACAAUAUGAUUCCGUCUUAGAAAAAUUUUACUAUCUCGGUUUCUAGCGAUUCGCUCAUGACAUUCUUUACGUGUAAGUACUUUAGUUUUAAGUACUCUACUUCGAAAUUCAGUCGCGAUUCGUAAAAACCACUUCGCUAGGAACCGAGAUUUUACUUUUACCUUUUUACUUUUUAUUUCGGAAACAAUAUGAUUCCGUCUUAGAAAAAUUUUACUAUCUCGGUUUCUAGCGAUUCGCUCAUGACAUUCUUUACGUGUAAGUACUUUAGUUUUAAGUACUCUACUUCGAAAUUCAGUCGCGAUUCAUUAAAACCACUUCGCUAGGAACCGAGAUUUUACUUUUACCUUUUUACUUUCUAUUUCGGAAACAAUAUGAUUCCGUCUUAGAAAAAUUUUACUAUCUCGGUUUCUAGCGAUUCGCUCAUGACAUUCUUUACGUGUAAGUACUUUAGUUUUAAGUACUCUACUUCGAAAUUCAGUCGCGAUUCAUUAAAACCACUUCGCUAGGAACCGAGAUUUUACUUUUACCUUUUUACUUUUUAUUUCGGAAACAAUAUGAUUCCGUCUUAGAAAAAUUUUACUAUCUCGGUUUCUAGCGAUUCGCUCAUGACAUUCUUUACGUGUAAGUACUUUAGUUUUAAGUACUCUACUUCGAAAUUCAGUCGCGAUUCAUUAAAACCACUUCGCUAGGAACCGAGAUUUUACUUUUACCUUUUUACUUUCUAUUUCGGAAACAAUAUGAUUCCGUCUUAGAAAAAUUUUACUAUCUCGGUUUCUAGCGAUUCGCUCAUGACAUUCUUUACGUGUAAGUACUUUAGUUUUAAGUACUCUACUUCGAAAUUCAGUCGCGAUUCAUUAAAACCACUUCGCUAGGAACCGAGAUUUUACUUUUACCUUUUUACUUUCUAUUUCGGAAACAAUAUGAUUCCGUCUUAGAAAAAUUUUACUAUCUCGGUUUCUAGCGAUUCGCUCAUGACAUUCUUUACGUGUAAGUACUUUAGUUUUAAGUACUCUACUUCGAAAUUCAGUCGCGAUUCAUUAAAACCACUUCGCUAGGAACCGAGAUUUUACUUUUACCUUUUUACUUUCUAUUUCGGAAACAAUAUGAUUCCGUCUUAGAAAAAUUUUACUAUCUCGGUUUCUAGCGAUUCGCUCAUGACAUUCUUUACGUGUAAGUACUUUAGUUUUAAGUACUCUACUUCGAAAUUCAGUCGCGAUUCAUUAAAACCACUUCGCUAGGAACCGAGAUUUUACUUUUACCUUUUUACUUUCUAUUUCGGAAACAAUAUGAUUCCGUCUUAGAAAAAUUUUACUAUCUCGGUUUCUAGCGAUUCGCUCAUGACAUUCUUUACGUGUAAGUACUUUAGUUUUAAGUACUCUACUUCGAAAUUCAGUCGCGAUUCAUUAAAACCACUUCGCUAGGAACCGAGAUUUUACUUUUACCUUUUUACUUUCUAUUUCGGAAACAAUAUGAUUCCGUCUUAGAAAAAUUUUACUAUCUCGGUUUCUAGCGAUUCGCUCAUGACAUUCUUUACGUGUAAGUACUUUAGUUUUAAGUACUCUACUUCGAAAUUCAGUCGCGAUUCAUUAAAACCACUUCGCUAGGAACCGAGAUUUUACUUUUACCUUUUUACUUUCUAUUUCGGAAACAAUAUGAUUCCGUCUUAGAAAAAUUUUACUAUCUCGGUUUCUAGCGAUUCGCUCAUGACAUUCUUUACGUGUAAGUACUUUAGUUUUAAGUACUCUACUUCGAAAUUCAGUCGCGAUUCAUUAAAACCACUUCGCUAGGAACCGAGAUUUUACUUUUACCUUUUUACUUUCUAUUUCGGAAACAAUAUGAUUCCGUCUUAG